Messenger RNA from Myzus persicae (green peach aphid), 1328 nucleotides. Its product is annotated as androgen-dependent TFPI-regulating protein-like. The transcript has 6 exons. Bases 154 to 882 code for a protein of 242 amino acids. Gene Ontology annotation, cellular component: membrane; endomembrane system. Lineage: Eukaryota; Metazoa; Arthropoda; Insecta; Hemiptera; Aphididae. The record is from RefSeq and is a predicted model, not a curated record.
CUGAGUACGUUUGCACUGCGGCGGCAGUGACGUACGAUCACUCGCACAACCGCGAACACGGUUCACCGACACCUGCCUACAAUAAUAAUAUUGUGUGGUAUAAAUUUACUCGGCAUCGACAACGACGACGACGAGACACUUGCAGGUGUUGAAAUGUCCGUUUAUCCAAUACUGUUGCAUGCAGGAGCGUGUUUGUGGUAUGUUUUCUUUUGGAACAACUUUUUAGCUAAUGGCAGUGGUCAAAAAGAGAGCGACUGGGAUCCUAGGUACCGAGACAUUCAUGAAAUGGGAUCUAGGUUUCUCACCAAUUGGAAUCUAUUUAUUCAGACGUUGUUCUUUGGCGGCUGUCUGUUUCAUGAUGUAAUGAAAAUAUUGAACGGUCCCAACUGGUUGAAAUUAGGUUCGAAAUUUCAAACUAUACUCUCGUUGAGUUUUUCAUCGAUAUUACUGCCAACUGGAAUUUUCGUGUGUGUCACAUUUUGGGUAAUGUAUGCUUACGAUCGUGAAGUUAUCUACCCAAAAAUAGUUGAUAGUUACAUACCGUAUUGGCAAAAUCAUGGAAUGCACACAACUAUUUUACCACUCUUGUUGGCUGAAUUAUGUACUACCAGACAUAAGUUCCCUUCGGUGACAGCUUCAAUGACAAUAUUUUUGGGAUUCGGAAUUUGCUACGGACUCGUUUUUUUGGGAACGUACGUGGAAAAAGGACGUUGGGUAUACCCCUUGUUCGGCCUGUUUAGCUUUCCGAUUUCAUUGGGUAUUAUGAUUGUUUUAUUUUUAAAACUAAUGUCGUUUUUAUUCGUCGGUAUAUUCAUCCAAAACAUGUACUGGGGAAAAGAAGAAAAGAAACGACACCGAAAACCUGUUAAGAAAUCAUCCUAAUACAAAUAUAUAGUACAAAAUAUGAUGUCUUGAAUUUUUUCAAAAAAAAAUAUUAUAAUUUAAUAAAAUGUUUAUAACUAUGCAUAUAUAGUUUACACAUUAUGAUUCAAUGUCAUGUUAUGAUAAAUAUUAAUGGUGUUAAUAAUUUAUUUUUUAUUUUGUUAAUAUACCUACAUAAUAUAUUACAUACCUACUAUUUUAAAUGUAUAUAAUGUUAUUUUUAUACUUAUUUGACUUAUUUGUUAUUCGUGUAUCUAAAUGUUUUCAUUAUUUUGUUACAGUUAUUCCAGAAUUUAAAUACAGUAUGAAAUAAUUGUAUUUUUAGUUGUGUUUAUAGUAACAUACUGAAUAUUAAACUUUUAACAGUAUUAGAAUAGUUGUACAUAAUUGAAACACCCUAAAUGUUUAGUUUUUAUAAUAAUUAUAGAAAAAUAUUAUGUUUUAAA